Molecule: messenger RNA, 3136 nt
Organism: Gymnodraco acuticeps
Lineage: Eukaryota; Metazoa; Chordata; Actinopteri; Perciformes; Bathydraconidae
Gene: slc48a1a
Product: solute carrier family 48 member 1a
Exons: 3
Coding region: 316-750 (144 amino acids)
Biological process (GO): heme transport
Cellular component (GO): plasma membrane; lysosomal membrane
Molecular function (GO): heme binding; heme transmembrane transporter activity
Source: RefSeq, a predicted model, not a curated record
AUCACAGCAAGUCAUCUUUGGCUGGACAUCAGAUAAACACUGUUGGUACUUAGCUUUAGCUGCUGUUAGCUUCAAAUUAAACAGUCGCAGUUUGUGUCGCACUUUAAACAGAAACUAAUUAUCUUCACUGCUAAACUAUCUUGCUAACAUAGCUAAGCGUCGUUCAGCUAACCUAUAAUACAUGAAUGUGUUCGUUAUUAUGAUAUUAUUGUUACAUAACAUGGCGGUAAGCUGUUGAUGUAGAAACACAGUCUGUUGUUUGUAACUUGUCACGCCUGGUUCAGUCGUUUUACUUUCAUUAGUCGUGUUUUUACAAUGGGAGUUAGAAGGAUUUACAUUAGCUUAGCUUAUGCUACAUUCGGGACCUUGGUUGGACUCUCGGCUUUCCUGGUCUGGAACAUCGCCUACAAACAGCCGUGGACCGCAGCCAUGGGAGGCCUGUCAGGUGUCUUGGCGUUCUGGUGUCUGGUCACACACGUCAUGUACCUGCAGGAUUUCUGGCGCACUUGGCUCAAAGGUCUGAAGUUCUUCAUCGCUGUCGGCGUGAUUUUCUCGAUGUUGGCGGUCGCCGGCUUCAUCACCUUCCUCACGCUCGCCAUCACUCAGAAACAAACCCCCACGGACCCCCGCAGCCUCUACCUGUCCAGCGUCUGGAGCUUCCUCACCUUCAAGUGGUCCUUCCUCCUCGCCCUGUACUCCUACAGAUACCGGCAGGAGUUCGCUGACAUCAGCAUCCUCAGCGACUUCUAGUGCAGAGGACUUCUUUUUACAGACUGCCAUGGACUCGGAGAGGGUUUCAAAAGAGCUUUGGAACAAAGCAGAGGAUUGAAGUCGCACACACUUGCUUAACGAGCUGUGUGUGUGUGUUUUCCUGUUCUCCUACUUUAAUGACACACAUGUUAUAUUCCUGUAAGUAGAUUGGCCUCUGAAGACUGCUUCUGAGUUACGAAUGUGGACCGACUUGUUCUAAGAGACAGAUUUCAUCUCGGGAGUUUUGACUCUUCAAACUAUGGAGGUAGUCGUCUGAAUAUGAUGCGUGUGAACAGAUCCAUAACCUGUGUAACGCACUUUAAAGAAAUGCAAAAAGGAUGUAAACUCACCAAAAAGUGCAAAUGCAAAAUGAGCUUCAAAUAAUGCCACAAAAAAAAAAUCUGUAAAUACUCAAAUUAAUUUACAAAUGAACGAAAAGCAUUUGUAAAUAUAUUUUUUUAAAGUACAAUUUUAAGUUUGUAAAAGCUGAUCGACAAACACAGAUUUAAAAUCCACAAAUUCAAACUGCAUUCACGACUCAGGGUUUUGUCCAAGCCGUGCUACCAGAGCAGAUGUUCCCCGUAAAAUGUUGUGCCAGAAAACAAUAUUUCUGUUCGUCAACAACUGUAUAAUUCCUCUGAGUAUCAAACAGCCGGCAGAGACAGCUGUGUUUUUACAGACGUCACGUUGUUGUUUACGAUAAUUGAUAUAUCUUAUAAACAAGAUCAGCGCCGCAGUAUCACCUCAUAGAUGAGAGUAACACCUACGUCACGUCCGGGCGAAAAUUACGGCCCCGCCCACUUUUGGGGGAAAACAACGCUGUCGUUUGAACGGCGGUCAAUUCACAUUCUGAAGUUUUUGCCAAUCCGAUCAGAACUUUUUGAAAACUGUUGAUUUUCUGAUCUUCAAAGAGUCCGGUUACGAUGACCAGUCAGGCAAACAAUUACAUUCAAUCAUUGGAAAUCGAGAAUCGGGCUCGAUAUGUGGUUAAAUUAAAAUCAGUAGGCGAGGCUGUAAUUUCUCCAGCUGUUACUCUCAUGAGCGAGGCAGAAAAUAAUAGUUUUAACAUCAAACAUUAAAACUAAUCCAGAGUUCAGUGUUUCUGGACUUCCUCUAAGAAGAAAGGACAGUAACAGAAGAGCUCUGGCUUCAGGCUUCAUCGCCGUUCAAAUGACAGCGUUGUUUCCCCCAAAAGUGGGCGGGGCCUUAAAGUUACUCUCAGAAUCGAUAGCCUACUGCUAUAUUUAACCAUAUUUCGAGCCCGAUCGUCGAUUUCCAAUAGCUUAAUGUAAUUGUUUGCCUGUCUGGCCAUCGUAAUCGGGCUCUCUGAAGAUCCAGAAAUCCACGGUUUUCUUACAUUUCUGAUCGGAUUGGCAAAAACUUCAGAAUUUGUAUCGACCGCCGUUCAAAUGACAGCUUUGUUUUCCCCCAAAAGUGGGCGGGGCUGUAAUUUUUGCCCGGAAGUGAGGCAUUUGUUACUCUCAUGUAUACUGUAGUCUUCUAGAAAAACACCUGUACAACUUAUCAAAGAGUUGUUAAGGUAAGAAAUAUAUUCACAAAUGCUUUUCGUUAAAUUGUAAAUUAAUUAUACUAUUUACAGAAUUUCACACUGGAUGUUUUUGUGUAUUUAUUGAAACAUGUAUGUGAGUUUACAAAUCUUUUUUUUGCAAUUAUGGAAGUGUUUGGUUUACAUUUACACUCAGAUUAUUGAUCUGUUCACACAAUUCAUAUCAAGACAAAUCUACCUCCAUAUAAACAUUAAAUCCCCACUGUUACAGGUCUUUAAUCCAAUGAUUCAAAUGAAAGUAAAAACUCAAAGCUUAAAACCUGAAGCCUCUCUGCUGAUCGCUCUGUCGAAUGUUCCUAAAUUAGCUUUUUUAAAACACACUUAAAUCUCCACGCAGUCAGUUUCACCUUCAUCGAUGACGCAAUUUAAGAACCCAUUUUUUUAAAGCUUCGAUUACCGAUAUGAAUAGUUGCACUCGUAUUUAAACCUUUAUUUCGUCCUCCAAAACCUGUUAAAGAAAAUGCUUUCCUGUGGGAUUGGUGUAUUUCCUCAUGUGUCCACCAGGGGGCGACAUGCUUUUUUCUUUUGGUGUGAUUUGGGGGAAAUCAUGACAUUCCUCAUACAAAUGAAUCUGAUAAAUGAUCGCACUUUAGUCCUGAUAUUGAUGCCAUUGUUUUGCACAAAAAAAAAACCCAUGGUCAUCCCUGUCUCUCCCUUUUAAGAUGUUUAAUUAUGUUAUCAUUUGUGUCGUGUGUCAAGCUACUCUGUGUGUUUUAGCUCCAGCUGUCAACCAUAAAACAUGUGUAAAUGUAUUUUCUGUUGAUGUCGGGAUGCUACGUGUAAAUAAAACCCAUUAAAGUUGCAAUUAUUGAUAAUUAA